AUGUCUUUAGACCUCCUUUCUAGGCUUAAAAAAUAUAUCCACGAUGAAGAAAACUCUCUGUUAGAUACCUUAUAUGCAGACUGUCAAAACGAUGGCUUGACAAACGCUCUUAAUCACGUUAUCGAUACACUAUUAUUAGGGACUAGCUCUAGUUUCGACGAUGAAAGUGUUGAAAAGUUGUUUGCUAUUUGUCUGCAUUUCUGUGAUUUAUCUUCCAACUUGAAGAAUAAAGUCUAUGAUUUAUUGACGAGCAUCAUCGGAUCCGAAACAGCUGUGCUUGAGGACUUGAUUGUCGCGAAUGCUACAGAUUUCUUUGUACCACAGACAAAUUUAGAAUCUAUGGGAAUAGCUUUUCAACUUACUAUCAAAUCCCUUUCUGAGAGUAACCAACUGAGUAUCAUACAUACCUCCUCUAGCAGUUCUAGAGAUAAAAAGAAAAAUGUGUCGCACCAACAGAACUCUACUUGGAAUGGUCUUAUCCACGUAAAUUCUUUUCUGGAUUCCGUCAGCAAUCUUUUCCAGAAAAAGCUAUCUCGUGUAUGGACCACGUCUUCUGAAAGGGAUAUGUUUAUUUCUCUUUUUCUAAAACAAGUGUAUACUUUGAUGGAAAGUGAAAUAAACAUGAAAAACAGUGGCUUCAGAGUACGGAUGUUUGACCUAAUUAGCCUUGCAGUGAAAUAUCACCACCAAACUGCUGCUGCCGAAACCCGAAUUAUACAAAGUCUUCAGUAUUUUGAGCAUCUUGCUGAAUAUCUUGCCGACUUGGUUCAUCUAACUACAGUGAGAUACGAAUUUUCGCCUUUGGCUGAAGGUAUUCUUCAUACCCUUUGCUCUUUGGAAUUCAGUGAAAACGAUGUAAAAGGGCCUAAACAGGUAUCUCUUUUUCUGGUUCACCUCUCUUCUUUGUUACCGAACUUAUGCUUUAAGCAAUUGACCUUGUUGACAAAAUUACUAGAUUCUGAAUCCUACACACUUAGAUGCGCCAUCAUUGAAGUGAUUGGAAAUGUGAUUCUUGACCUUAUUCAGGAUGAUUCAGAAGAAGAUAAUUCCGAGUCCAUUUCCUCAAACGUUCAAAGUAUUCUUGAAGUUUUGGAAGAUAGAUUGUUGGACAUCAGUCCAUAUUGUCGCACAAAAAUCCUUCAAGUAUUUGUUCGGAUUUUCGAGUUACCUAUCAAGUAUCCUCAAAAGCGACAAGAAAUUGCAGAACUUACGAUCCGUUGUAUGCAAGAUCGUUCUAGUCAUGUCCGAAGAAACGCGAUUCGACUCUUUUCCAAGCUGUUAACCACUCAUCCAUUUUCUGUGAUGCAUAAUGGUAUACUUACAAGAAGCGUAUGGGAAGAAGGUCUCAGUUUCGUUGAAGAGCAGUUGCGUUCACUUCAACCAAAACGCGUCGUUACCAGCACUGAUUAUGAAAGUAGUGUUGAUGAGAAUUUACUCGAAGACGCUACUAUGAUACGUGAUGAGGAAGAUAAUGCAUCUAUGGAUCUUGAAAGCAGCCAAGAAAAAGACCCAUUGAAUGCAUACGCGGAUUCUGUUCCUGCCGAAGAUAUCGUUAAAAUUAAUUUAACCAAGCGUUUUUACGUUGAAGCACUUAAGUUUAUAGAUACUCUGGAAGAAGGAGCGAAAAUUAUAAGUCAGCUUUUAUCGGCAAAGAAUAAGAGCGAGGUUAUUGAAGCUAUGGAUUUCUUUGUUUGUUGCAGUUCCUUUUAUUUAUCUUUUGCUAAACAAUAUAUCAAACGAAUGAUUCAUUUGAUAUGGGUGAAAGGAACUUCUGAUGAAGGAAACAGUAUACAAAAUCACGUUUUAAAUUGCUAUAAGAGUCUAUUUUUUCAACCUCCUCCUGGAAGCGAUGCAAACGAUCGUGCUAAUUACAUGGCCAGAAACUUAAUAUCUCUGACUUACGAUUCGAGUCUUGCUGAAUUAACGUCGCUUGAACAAAUGUUAUCAAUUUUAAUGAAACAAGACUAUUUCCCUGCGUUGGUUGUUACUAAAUUAUGGCAGGUUUAUAGUUAUGUGAAGAAGGACAUAUCGAGAACACAGCGUCGCGGUGCAAUAAUCGUUUUGAGUAUGCUUGCACUAGGAAACAACGAUAUAAUUAUUCAAGGUUUGGAUUAUUUGGUACAGAUCGGACUUGGUGCUCCUGGCUUGGACGAUUUAGUCCUUGCUCGAUAUAGUUGUAUAACCAUCAAGAGAAUAUCAAAGAGUUCUCCUAAUGCUUCUGUUAUUACAUUUCAAAAUUCUCAUGUAGUUUGUCAAAAGCUUUGCAUGUUAUUGCUGAGGCCUUCCACAUCCGAUGAAUGGUUUGGACUUCAAGAACAAAUCAUCGACGCUAUUUAUGCGGUUUCAAAGCACCCUGAUGAACUCUGUACAAACGUGAUUAUUUUAUUAACGAAGAAUUUAUUUGAAAGAACGAAAGCUACUGAACACAGCAACGAAGAUGCUAUGGACGAAGACGUAAAUAUACCAGAGCAAGAGAAAAAUGCUUCUACGCAGUUUGCCCAUCUUAUUUUUGUUGUCGGACAUGUUGCUAUAAAACAACUUGUUUACAUUGAGUAUUGCGAGGCCGAAUUUAAAAGAAGAAAAGCAGAUGCCGAGAAAAACCCCACUGAAUCCAAUGAUAAAAGUGCCAACCAAUCCGAGUUUGAUUUAAUUACUGGAACAAGUGAAGAUGAUUUUGCUGAGGCUAUGACAUUCAUCCGUGAAAGAGAAUUGCUGUAUGGAGAAAAUUCGUUAUUGUCUCGUUUCGCUCCUUUGGUAGUAGAAGUUUGUUCGCAUCAUACGGGAUCUCAUAAUGAUAGUCUGUUGGUUGCAUCUUCGUUGACAUUAGCGAAGUUUAUGUGCUUGUCAAAUAACUUUUGUAUGGAAAAUUUACCAUUACUUAUUACAAUAUUGGAAAAAUGCGACAAUCCAUUGAUCAGAAAUAAUCUCGUAAUUGCCUUGGCAGAUUUGACCGUUUGCUUUAACCAUUUUAUUGAUGAAAUUUCCGAGUUUCUAUACAGAAGACUGUUGGAUCCUGAUCCAUCCGUGAAAAAAACUUGUUUCAUGACUCUUGCAUUCUUAAUUUUGGCUGGUCAGAUUAAAGUGAAGGGACAACUGGGUAUUAUGGCAAGGUCAUUAGAGGAUGAAGAUGCUCGAAUUGCUGAUUUAGCUAGGAUGUUCUUUACGGACUUUUCAGCCAAAGAUAACUCUGUAUACAAUAAUUUCAUUGAUAUUUUUAGUGUUUUAUCUAAAAGUUCAGAGGAUCAAGACGAAGAGGAUACGAAGUUUAAACACAUCGUCAGAUUCCUAAUGUCCUUCAUUGAAAAAGAGCGUUAUACGAAACAAUUAACAGAACGUCUAUCUGCACGCUUACUUCGGUGCAAGAGUCAGAGGCAAUGGAAUCAUGUUGCUUACGCGCUUUCUUUAUUACCUCACAAAUCUGAUGAAGUUCAAAAACAGUUGGAUGAUGGUUUCCGAACUUGA
This is a messenger RNA of Schizosaccharomyces osmophilus, 3462 nucleotides long. It is a transcript of the gene cnd1, whose product is annotated as condensin complex non-SMC subunit Cnd1. Gene Ontology annotation, molecular function: histone binding. The record is from RefSeq and is a predicted model, not a curated record. Gene Ontology annotation, cellular component: condensed chromosome, centromeric region; nucleus. Gene Ontology annotation, biological process: meiotic chromosome condensation; mitotic chromosome condensation; mitotic cell cycle. Lineage: Eukaryota; Fungi; Ascomycota; Schizosaccharomycetes; Schizosaccharomycetales; Schizosaccharomycetaceae. Bases 1 to 3462 code for a protein of 1153 amino acids. The transcript has 3 exons.